CUUUCCUUUGACCACGGUCCAUUGGAAAAAGACCUUUAUUAAAUCUUCACCAGCUCACCUGUGACCACUUUGACUUUUAAUGCUUACGUACUUUGACUCAAGUAAUACUCCUUCCGCCACUGCGCAACAACCGAUUAACACUUUAACUUGUCUGUUGCUUCAGGAGGAGGAGGAGGACGACGACGACGCAGACGCCACAGUUGGACAAACGGCGACCGGCAGGGAGGAGAGGCGCCGUUCUUCCCUACGGCGCCAGACCUUCUUCCGCCGGGUUCUACGCGCCGCCUUCCCCCUGCACCUGCUCUUCUUCACCCUGCUGGUUCUGACUGGCCUGCUGCCUAUGUCCGAAGACCACCGCAGCUGUACGCUGGCCAACAACUUGGCCCGCUCCUUCUACCCCACGCUCCGCUACAUCGACGGCCCUCCGCCAACGUGAAAAAACAAGCGCCCGUCUUGUGUUUUUUGGACUCCGUGUUUUUGCCCUACUUCAAAAUGUAUUUAUUCUUUGUUUCUUGACUUCCGCGGUUGUGUACAAUAAAAUAUGUGCUUGCUUUCAAAGUUUUGUCCGUUUUCCACUUUGCCUCAGUCUGUGGGAUCUUAUUUCAAGGCUAAAGGCCAGUCGUUACCACAGUACGCCGGACAUUUCUACUGUUUUCUCAUGUUGUACCUGUUUGAUUUCCAGAGAUUUCAAAAGCCACGAGCUGUAAGAUAUACCUGUUUUUGUCGGAUAAUGUACUUUUCAACGGCGUUGAUGAUUUUUGUACAAAAGGGCAAACUACUGAGAAUAAAAUAACUACAUUAUUGUUUCUGCAUACGAGUUUGAGCAUGCUGCUAUAAUAUACUAUAAUAGUUAAAGCGCCGGUGCGAUACAACGACCAUCGUGUUAACUUUAAGGCCAGUGUUUUUGACAUCGUCUUUCCAUAUUUGAGCAGCUCGCUCAACAUUUCCCCCUUAUAAUGAUAGCUAACACGGUAGUGUUCAAAAUCGCUUACUCGCGUAAAGCCAUUUGAUUCUAUGUAAUAUCGCCUGAUUGAUUACAAUUGGUUGAUAUUUUCGCAGCAAUAUUAGCAUUUUAAUUUUACGUAACCCAAACGCUGCUUUGAUGGACCCACGUCAAAAUCUAACGAGCCAGACUCCGGGUGGAAAGUUGUUGGAUCCAUAAUAAGUCUAUUGGUAUUUAUUAAUUUCACUGUAAAAACAAACUAGAUGAUUUGUAUUUACUAGGUCUGUCAAAUUUAAUUUUUAAAUAUUUAACUCGUUAAAAUAAAUUUACAAAAUGAAUGCAGCUGUGUUCGUUUACUUCAUGGGCGGCUAACCUACGACCUAUGUGGUGCCACCCGCCAAACUGUAUAUCACGUGUGGCGCUAAACCGUUAGCCAUCCUGGAUCAAGAUGGAUAGGGAGGGAGUUUUAAUCUAAUUUUGAAGGAUAAAGGGCAGUUGUUACCAAAGCAUCCAGAAAGUGACGACUACACCAGCCAUUUUCUACCGCUGCAGCUAUUUUUACGGUUUUUCAUAGAAGGCAGCCACUUGUCGAUGGCACAUUUUGUACAGAAAACCUUUUUGAAGUAGGGAUGUUUAAAGUGACGAGCUGUAAGAUAUUCCUUUUUUUUUUUUUUUUUUAAACGGCAGUGACUCAGAUGGGCCUUUCUGUAACAGACGCAACUACUGUAACUUUCAGAUAAUGUACUUUAAUGGUGUUGACGACUUUUGUAUAUAAUCUACUGAGAUAUAAACUACUGAGAAUGAAAUAACUAAAUUAGUGUUUCUGCGUACGAGUUUGAGUGUACUACUACUGAAAUCUAUAAGUCAUUUAACACGGGGCAAUCAUUUAAGCGCUGGUGUGAUACAAUGACGUGAUGAUGUUAACUUUAAGGCCAGUGUUUUUGAGAUCAUCUUUGAAUAUUUUAGCAGAUCGCCGAACCUAAAAAGCUUUGCAAAAAAGUUCUCAAAUUAUCACAACAUUAUGUGAUUCUUGACCACUAGGGGACAGAAGGAGUCCCCGAUGUACUAAUCGAGUGCCUUAGCUAACAUAGAAAGAUCAAAAACUGCCUACUUACACAUCCAGCAGACACAGAUUCCUCCGGCAGACACAGAUUCAUCUGGCAGACACAGAUUCAGCCACCUAUGUGCAGCUGUAAAACCAAAACAGUUAGCUAACAGAAGCAAAACGUUGCACUACGGUCAUUUGAUUAAUUGUAAUAUAAUCUAAUUAAGUUAUACUUUAAGAACAAUUCUUAUAUCAUGCAUAACUUACCCAACGCUAUCUGAGCCGUGGAGUCAGGCGUCAAACAUCCAACAGCUUAAAACAAAGACUCAUUUAAAAAAAUACCGUUUGUGGUUUAAACUGAUAUUUACGUGAAUGAUUUACCUGAACGCCGCUUUAAAGCACUUCAGUCACGCCGCGGAAGGACUGAAGUCAUAAUCGGAGUGGAACGUGAAUGUAAUUGAUCCUUGGGCAUUGAAUGUAGCCAUGUACGUGCACCAUCAAAGAUCAUUACAUGUAUUUAAUUUACAUUGUUAUUAUUAUUGAUCAUAAAGAGAGGAUGAUUUGAUUUGAAACUCAGUGUUUGAUCCUAAUUUGUUGAUAUUGUGUAUGAUCAGAACAGAAACAAAGUGUGUAAAGUUGAAUUUAUUUUGUGAACUCUUAUUUAUGGGAUGUAUAGACUACCAUUUGUGAUUGAUUGACAAUAAACUGUUUGCCGUGA
Messenger RNA from Perca fluviatilis (European perch), 2706 nucleotides. Its product is annotated as nesprin-2-like. Gene Ontology annotation, cellular component: membrane. The coding region runs from base 80 to 436 and encodes 118 amino acids. The record is from RefSeq and is a predicted model, not a curated record. NCBI's taxonomy places the organism in Eukaryota, Metazoa, Chordata, Actinopteri, Perciformes, Percidae. The transcript has 2 exons.